AUGGCGACGUCGCCUGCUUCUAAGCUACGCCGGGUUCGUGACCCCAUCGCCUCAUCGCGGCGUCCCAAGCAGACGCAACGCAGCGAAGCAACGGGUGAUAUAGACGAAGGAACACGUUGCAUAUUUGCUCCGGGGCAGAUGGCUGCAUCUCCGAACGGACUCGUCGGGAGCUGGGAGCGCAACCGAGGUCUGGCAAAACAACAACAACAACAACAACAACAACAACAACAACAACAACAACAACAACAACAACAACAACAACAACAACAACAACAACAACAACAAAAACAGCAACAACAACAAAAUCUUGAUCAUGUGGCUACUCCAACUGCCCCGAGAGCAGCCGAACGAUUCGGUAUGCAGGCAGACACGCUUCCGACAGGUUCGUACCCUUUCGGAUCUCCACCGGAGCAGCAGCAGCAGCAGCAAGCAGCAGCCAGAGAACCCGGUCGAGCACGCAGCAAAGGAGGGCACACCGCCGGUGGCUUCGAAAAGGGUGCGCGCAAUCGAUCUCGGCGGGUGUCGUACACGCAGUAG
This is a messenger RNA of Dermacentor albipictus, 537 nucleotides long. Lineage: Eukaryota; Metazoa; Arthropoda; Arachnida; Ixodida; Ixodidae. The record is from RefSeq and is a predicted model, not a curated record.